This is a messenger RNA of Harpegnathos saltator (Jerdon's jumping ant), 1131 nucleotides long. RefSeq lists its product as uncharacterized. The record is from RefSeq and is a predicted model, not a curated record. The transcript is spliced from 3 exons. Bases 548 to 859 code for a protein of 103 amino acids. NCBI's taxonomy places the organism in Eukaryota, Metazoa, Arthropoda, Insecta, Hymenoptera, Formicidae.
AACUCUCUCCCGAUUACGCGCGUAGCUCGACGAUGUUCGACAUUCACAUUCCGUGUGCCUUUGUAGGACGCUUUCAGCAUUCAGCGGUGCAACGCUAAUGACGCUCGCGGCGUGGCCGUAAGAUGGACGAAAUUCGAGAGCAGCCGAGAGCAGAGUGUUGCAUUUCGCGAUAUUCAGCGGCGCCGAGAGCCGACAGAGGAUCGUCACCCUUGACUCAGUUGAACGGGAGAUUAGCGGCCUCGUCGGAAGGUAAGGACAAGGGAAAGAGAGACCGAGCGAGCGAGCGAGCGAGCGAGCGAGCGAGCCUCCGGCUUAGCGAAUGGAGGAUAAGAGGCGUCGGAUAUAAUUUUAGCAUGCGUCCCGGUGAGAAUACCGGUCGGACGACGCGUAUAUAUACAAGUACCAGCCGUCACGGCUCUUGCACUCGGUUAGACGGGCAGGAGGUAAACGCGUCGUCGCCGUCGAAAUAGCGCAAAUCUCCGCACAGCUCCGAGAGAGGAUUCGUCGCGGCGAUUUUGCAGAGAGGUCACAACUGGGUCACAUCAAAAUGUCGGCUAUCCGCGUGAGCGUUGUCGUGCUGUUCACUUCGAUGGCGACUUGCGCGGCUACGCCGAUUUUCUUCGCUCAUCCUGGAACAGUGCUCGCCCAUCCAGCUGUCGUAAUUAAUUCCGCACUGGAAGAUAGCUUGCCUAACGCACUGCGAAAUGACUUUUACAAAGAUCCGUACAUUGCAGCUGGUCUCGCUAAAGAGUCCUGGUUUAUCGAUAAAGAGACGCAGGUACUCGACAGGGAAUCGGACAAAAUACCCAGGGAGAAGAUUUACAGCGUGCUGCAUAACGCGGGAUUAGCUCGUAGAUAACAGAAAAAGCUACAUUAUAAAUAGCUACAUCAGCAGUAUCCAACGAACGUAUUUUCAGCCGGAAAUUAGAACAGCGAUCCACAUCUUCGCAAUUCGCGUAAUACCAUUCCGUAAUAACGCGGUACUGUCCGCACUCUGUUAAAUAAGUUGAGAGAAUCAUAUGUGCUGGCUAUAAUAAAAGGAGACGUGAGAAAUUAUGGGGCGAGUUUGUUUUUCCGAUUCCCUCAAAUAUCGCAGUGUGUCGAGGUCCGUCGAAGCAGCAAAAUGGGAAU